Messenger RNA from Portunus trituberculatus (swimming crab), 1388 nucleotides. Its product is annotated as homeobox protein MSX-2-like. Bases 136 to 1107 code for a protein of 323 amino acids. The transcript has 2 exons. Gene Ontology annotation, molecular function: DNA-binding transcription factor activity, RNA polymerase II-specific; RNA polymerase II transcription regulatory region sequence-specific DNA binding. NCBI's taxonomy places the organism in Eukaryota, Metazoa, Arthropoda, Malacostraca, Decapoda, Portunidae. The record is from RefSeq and is a predicted model, not a curated record. Gene Ontology annotation, cellular component: nucleus. Gene Ontology annotation, biological process: embryonic morphogenesis; regulation of transcription by RNA polymerase II.
GGCCCGCCGCCGCCCUAUAGUCAGCCGCCGCCGGUGUUCGAGUCAUGUGGUGCCGCCGCCGCCGCCCCGCCACCUGAGCCUCGCCGCGAGAGGCGCCGCCGCCGCCGUGCCGCCGUUGUGCCACCCUGCUCCGCGAUGUCCGGCGCCACAGUGAACUCCGCCGCGGGGGACGGCAAGCCGCAGUCCGCCUUCAGCGCCGUCGUCAAGAAGAGUUUCUCGUCGUUUUCCGUGGACUCCAUCCUGAGCGGCGGCGACCCGCGCCCCGCACGCCUCGGCGACGAGGCCGCCGAGGGGCCCCGCGGGGCCCUGGGCUGCCCCGGCUCCACGCACGCCACAGAGUUCCUGCUGCGGCAGGAGAGAGCCACAGACUCGUGUAAAAAGGACCGUGAGUUGCGGGAGGGUGUGUCGCCCUCGCCGCCAGGGUGUGGGGAGGAGGUGGAGGAGGACGUGCACGUGGAGACAGACACUGAGGAGGAGAAGGAGCGGGAGGCCACCGAGCGGCUGCUGGCGCGACCCGUCAUCAGACCCACGGCGCUGGGGCCGCUGCAGGACCCGCGACUGGUGGGCCUGGGCCACGCCGCGCCGCCCGCGCCCUCCCUGCUGCCGCCACACCUGCAGGCCGGCCUGUGGCCCUCACUGCCCCUGCUGCACCACCAGCUGUCCCUCCGCGCGCUGGCCAAGACGCCCGAGCCGCCGCGGUUCCAGGGCCCCGUGAAGGUGCAGCUGAGGAAGCACAAGCCGAACCGCAAGCCGCGCACGCCCUUCACCACGCAGCAGCUGCUGUCGCUGGAGAAGAAGUUCCGGGAGAAGCAGUACCUCAGCAUCGCCGAGCGGGCCGAGUUCUCCGCCUCGCUCAGCCUCACCGAGACGCAGGUCAAGAUCUGGUUCCAGAACAGACGCGCCAAGGACAAGCGGCUCAAGGAAUCCGAGAUGGAGCGGAUGCGCCUCGCCUCAGAGCCGCUGGUGCCGCCCAACCCCUUCUUGCCGCCCGCCUCCCUGCUGCCGCCCCUGCUGCUCAACAGCCCCUUCGUCCAGGGCGGCAUGCGCCACCCCCUGGGGCCGCCCACCGUGCCGCCGCCCGCUGCCUCCCCGCCCACGUCGCACUAGCGGCGCCCACCACGCCCUUGUCCCCUCCCUGUCCCGCCCACAGCCUCCCGGUACCAGGAGUGGCGGCCCCAGGGGGCGCUACUGCCCUUGUGGGUUGUCCCAGCAGGCCCCAGCACCGAGGCGGGGCCGCAGCGUCCCUCCCGCCCCAGUGUACAUAAUGUACAGCCGCUGCCGUGUAUAAUGAAGUGUACUGCUUGCCAAAGAGCGUAAUAUGCAUUAUAUUGUUUAUCUUGUUUAAUCUAAUUUAUAAUGAUAACGAUAACAAUAAAGGUAUUUUUAUA